Messenger RNA from Oncorhynchus masou masou (cherry salmon), 1216 nucleotides. RefSeq names its product C-type lectin domain family 4 member E-like. Gene Ontology annotation, molecular function: signaling receptor activity. The coding region runs from base 15 to 827 and encodes 270 amino acids. The record is from RefSeq and is a predicted model, not a curated record. NCBI's taxonomy places the organism in Eukaryota, Metazoa, Chordata, Actinopteri, Salmoniformes, Salmonidae. The transcript is spliced from 4 exons.
UAACCAGGAGCUAUAUGUAUCAAUCCUUUCCAGAUAACAGAGGCAAUGUGACUGCAGAGAAAGACCUGCUACAGACCAGUUACAACACCCUGAGUGAAGAGAGAGACCAGCUACAGACCAGAUACAACACACUGACUGAAGAGAGAGACGAGCUACAGAGCAGUUACAACACCCUGACUAAAGAGAGAGACCAGCUACAGACCAGUUACAACACCCUGACUAAAGAGAGAGACCAGCUACAGACCAAGUACAACACCCUGAUGAAAGAGAGAGACCAGCUACAGACCAGUUACAACACCCUGACUAAAGAGAGAGACCAGCUACAGACCAGUUUCAACACCCUGACUAAAGAGAGAGACCAGCUACAGAAGGAAAGAGAUGAUCUCACGUCAACAUUCUCUAAUCUGAAACAAACCUGUCCUGAAGGCUGGCAGAAGUUUGAAUCCAGUUGGUACUUCCUGUCUACAGUGACAAAGCCCUGGAGGGAGAGUAGACAGGACUGUCUGGAGAGAGGAGCAGAUCUGGUGAUCAUAAACAGUGAUAAGGAACAGGAGUUUCUCUUCAGCUUCAAUAAGAGAGCCUGGAUUGGUCUGACUGACUCUGUUACUGAGGGGGCCUGGAAAUGGGUGGACGGCACCCCACUGACCACCCCAAGUUACUGGUACUUACAGCAGCCUGAUAAUGGUGGUGACAACCCAGCAAAUGGGGAGGAGGACUGUGUUGAGCUGAACACAGAAACCUGGCGUCCUGUAAAGGCAUGGAAUGACCAGUCAUGUUUAGACAAUCGUCACUGGAUUUGUGAGAAAAGUGGUUUAACAACACCAUGACAACAGAGGAGGCUGGUGGGAGGACGCGCACACAUACAGCACCCUACAGUGCACACAACUUCAUUCUCUCUCUCUCUAAGACACAGACACAUAAAACACACUGCUGGUACUCUACUGAGUGGCAAACAAUCUGAUAAUGGUUGUGAACCUGGAUAUACUGUAACAAGGACUGUGCUGAUGUUAAUAUUGGGUAUUCUGAGUCUGUAUAUAAAUAUUAUGACAUAGCAUUUACCUCUCUUCAUAACUGGAUUUGUGAAGAGUUAUACAGUAGCUCAUUAUAUAGUAGUGCUACAGUGCUAAUGCAUCUCUCUCUAAUUAAACAGUGUGUAGACAUAUUGUCAUCUGUAAAAUGCUUGUAUUCAUUGUUUAAAUAGAAACAUAUUAUGUGA